Molecule: messenger RNA, 1139 nt
Organism: Galeopterus variegatus (Sunda flying lemur)
Lineage: Eukaryota; Metazoa; Chordata; Mammalia; Dermoptera; Cynocephalidae
Product: solute carrier family 22 member 11-like
Biological process (GO): transmembrane transport
Cellular component (GO): membrane
Molecular function (GO): transmembrane transporter activity
Source: RefSeq, a predicted model, not a curated record
AUGGCGUUCUCAGAGCUCUUGGAGCGAGCUGGGGGCGUGGGCCUCUUCCAGGCCCUGCAGGUCUUCACUCUCCUCCUCCCCUCCGUCUUGAUACCCACCCAAAUGCUUCUGGAGAACUUCUCGGCUGCCGUGCCUGGCCACCGCUGCUGGGAGCAGGUGCUGGACAAUAGCUCCGAAGUCCUUGCAAACCUUACCCCUGAGGCCCUCCUGGCCAUCUCCAUCCCACCAGGCCCCAACCAGGGGCCCCACCAGUGUCGCCGCUUCCGCCAACCUCAGUGGCAGCUCCUGGACCCCAAUGCCACAGCCACCAACUGGAGCGAGGCUGCCACGGAGCCGUGCCUGGAUGGCUGGGUCUAUGACCGCAGCACCUUCACCUCCACUGUUGUGGCCGAGUGGGACCUGGUGUGUGGCUCCGAGGGCCUGAAGCCCAUGGGCCAGUCCAUUUUCAUGGCCGGGAUCCUGGUGGGAGCCUUUGUCUGGGGCCUUCUCUCCAACUGGUUCGGGCGGAAGCGGAUGCUGAGCUGGUGCUGCCUGCAGGUGGCCGUGGUCGGCACCAGCACCAUCUUGGCCCCGAAUUUCCUCAUCUACUGUGGGCUCCGGUUUCUGAGCGCUUUUGCAUUGGCUGGCAUCAUCCUCAGCUCGACAACUCUGAUGGUGGAGUGGACCACAACCCCCGGGAGGGCUGUCACCAUGACAAUCCAGGGAUGUACGUACAGCAUAGGCCAGACGGCGCUGGCUGGCCUGGCCUUCGCCCUGCGGGACUGGCGAGACCUCCAGCUGGCCGUGUCGGUGCCCUUCUUUGCAGUCUCCCUAAUAUCCUGGUGGCUGCCAGAAUCUGCCCGAUGGCUGAUUAUCGUGGGCAAACCAGACCAAGCACUUCAGGAACUCAAAAAGGUGGCCAGGAUCAAUGGCCACAAGGAAGCCAAAAAGACACUGACCACAGAGGUGCUGAUGUCCAGCAUGGAGGGGGAGGUGGCCUCUGCAAAAGCCCACCAGUCAGUGCUGGACCUGUUCCGUGUGCCCGUGCUGCGCUGGAGGAGCUGGGCCAUGCUGGUGGUAAAGUACGCCAUCCUGGCACCCCUCCCAGAGACGGGGCUGGGACAGCGGGGAGCGGGGAAAGCAGCAGCUGGGGGCCUCGG